This is a messenger RNA of Oenanthe melanoleuca, 6095 nucleotides long. RefSeq names its product zinc finger and BTB domain containing 8A (gene ZBTB8A). The transcript is spliced from 4 exons. NCBI's taxonomy places the organism in Eukaryota, Metazoa, Chordata, Aves, Passeriformes, Muscicapidae. Bases 2169 to 3611 code for a protein of 480 amino acids. Gene Ontology annotation, biological process: regulation of transcription by RNA polymerase II. The record is from RefSeq and is a predicted model, not a curated record. Gene Ontology annotation, molecular function: protein binding; RNA polymerase II cis-regulatory region sequence-specific DNA binding; DNA-binding transcription factor activity, RNA polymerase II-specific.
AAUUGUCAUCUCAUUCCUCAUUAAUUUCUAGGUUUGAACAGUUCCUUAAGUUGUUUUAGUAUAGGCUCUGGUAAAAAAAAAAAAAAAAACAAACCAAAAAAACUGGAUAAUUAAAGUUAGAAAAUUCACCAUCACUAAAGGCUAUGAUUCCUCAGGAACAUUUAUGUUGAGAAAAACUGAAAUCUUUUAACUGGUGGCACUGUUAAUUAAUCUAUUAUAAUAUAAUACAAUAAUACUACACCAUUAUAUAUUAUUACUGUUAAUCCUAUUUGGUUAGCAAACCCAAGGAGGAAAUUAUGUUAAUUUUUCUAUGAGCAAGAAAAAUAUAAUUUUUUUUUUAGUGUAAUUUUCUGAAGAGCAGACUCUUUACACUCAGGCUGAGCAGCAGCUCCUUCACCUCCUUCACACAGCUGCCAAGCACAUUCCCUCUGGAUAAACUCUCCAAACAGCAUCUCAAGUGGAAUUUCUCAGUUGAAAUUGGCUCUAAAAUUUAAAACACAACCCAAAAAAACCCCUCUCUGCAUGUCUGGGAUUAUUUGGGAUGAAUUUUGAGCACAACAGGAUGAAAUCAACCCCAUAAUGAGAAAUUCCAGGUUUGCUCUGUGGCUGUUUUGGACCCCCAGCACAGAGCAGUGAGCAGGAAGUGCUGAGAAAAGCACUUGUAGCAUCUUUGAAAUUUCUAAUUAAGCUACUCUAGAUAUCACUGAAUUUUUUCCUCAUAUUUUUGAAAUUCUCUUGCACAUGGAGAACCCUCAAGCUCCUGUUGACAUUGAUACAAAACCCCACUGAUAGUAGAGUGAAAGCACCAGGCAAGUUAAACAGAACAAAUACUUCCAGAUAAUUAUUUUCCAAGGGAAGCUUUCAGCUGAUGAAAUAAUAUGGGCAGAAAUGUGGAAAAAAAUAAGUAGAAUAUUGAGCAAGAAGGUUCUUUCCUGCCCAAACCAUCCUAGGAUUCUGUGAUUCCAUGUUAAAUAAAAAAAGGUGCUACUUAGUUGGCUUGACAGGGAAAAAUAAACAUGAAAGGAAUCAAUUUAAGAGAUAUUAAAACCUGAUACAACAAAUAAAUGUUCUGCUUUAUAUUAAACAAUCUGAUUGUUUUGUUGGUUUUAUUCUUUAUUUCUCAGUGGUAAGAGCUGUGAGAAGCUGGUGUGAAUUCCAGUUGUUUCAUGUUUAAAAAAUGAUUAAUUUAGAGCAGAAUGGAUCUCAUGAAGAUUUUAAGGGCAUGGCCUAGGUUUGAAAGGAAAAUCUACAAAACUAAGAAAGUUUAUGAAAAAUUGGGAAUUAUGCUGGGAAAGGAUAUUGUUACAUAUACAUCUAUAUAUACAAAACAUGAAUGAAUAUAAAUUGGGGAUGGAUAAAUGUAUAUGAAUUAGUGAGGAAAUGGUUCUAAUGAUCAAAGGAGAGAGUCUUUGGAUUGUUAUCUUUUAGAUAAAGUAUUUAGUAAAUUUUGCUACUCUGGGGAAAGGAAGAUAAAUUGUUUCAAGGUGGAACGUCUGAAGUUACAGAAGGGAAGGCCAAAAGUGCCACAAAGGGCUCGGUUAAGGAAGAAUGGUUUCCAUGGGAAAAUAAAUAUUUAUGAAAAAUAACUGGGGCGUCAAAAUCACAGAAAAGACCCUGGUGGUAAGAAAAGGAAGGAGAAAGACACUAAACUUGGAGGGAGAGAAGGUGAGAGGUUCAGGUUUCACUUUCAGCCAUGAAUUCUUCAGAAGAUAACAGCUACCAACAGAGAAAAGAAGAUGUCACAUCUCCUUUGGAAGACGCUGCAAGAGAAAGGAGAAGGAUUUGGGUCAUCGAGGCCUGUGCUGUAGAUAAAGGUGUGAAAAGGAGGCAUCUGGGGCACCGCAUCCCCUCCCGGGCCGGCGUGCGGGGCGAGGCAGGCGCCGGGCUGCGGCUGCAAUCGGUGCGUUGCCCCUUUAAUUGUGUCCCCAGCCCUCGGGCGUCUCUGUCCAACGCCCACGUCAGCAAAUACCUUUUGUUUCUCUCCCGUUCGGGCUCGCAGGGCUCGGGGGCUGCGGGAGCAGCGGCGCGUCGCCUCCAGGCACGGCGAGCCCCGAGGCGGAGCCGGGGAUCCCGCAGCCACCGCCCGCUCCCCCCGGCUCGGCCCGCAGCUCCCGCCGGUGAGCGGCGGCUCCGCACGCCGAGCAACGUUUCAUUUCACCUUUUCUGGGAUGGAGAUUUCGUCUCACCAGUUUCACCUCUUGGAGCAACUAAAUGAGCAGCGCAGGCAGGACUUGUUCUGUGACUGCAACAUCCUGGUGGAGGGCAAGGUCUUCAAAGCCCAUCGCAAUGUGCUGUUCGCCAGCAGUGGCUACUUCAAAAUGCUCCUUUCGCAGAGCUCGAAGGAGACGAGUCAGUCCACGACUGCCACUUUCCAGGCCUUUUCUCCUGACACCUUCACAGUUAUCCUAGAUUUUGUGUAUUCAGGCAAAUUGUCCCUCACUGGUCAGAAUGUGAUCGAAGUCAUGUCAGCUGCCAGCUAUCUGCAGAUGACAGAUGUGAUCAGCGUGUGCAAAACCUUCAUCAAGUCGUCGCUGGACAUCAGUGAGAAGGAGAAGGAUCGCUACUUCAGCCUGUCAGACAAAGAUGUGAGUUCCAACGGCGUGGACAGAUCCUGUGUGUACAGUGGAGGCUGGAGGGCAGAGAGCAGCCCCCCACAUUCCCACUCCAGCCCAGACCCUGGGACUUGUAUGAUGGGUGGAAACACUUGGAGCAAUUUCAACUAUUACCCCACCUCUCAAAGAAACGCCCAACAGCAGCUGCCCAAACAUGAGCAGCGACAGGAUUCCAUCAAGAAAUCCCGGCACUUGGGGCUGCAGCAACCUUCUGACAUCCCCCACUAUAAAUCAAGCAAGCUGGAGGACAGGGCUGCUGAGCCUGCCAGCCACGCUGCACCAGCAGAGGAGCAAGUCCACAUUGACACCGAGGUUGAAGCUCCUCACGUGGGCUACCAGUUUGGCCAAGGGGCUGAGGUGAUGCCCAGGGGCUUGGCUGUGCCUCAGCAGGAGCACGAGUCAGCCCGCUCCUCCAGUAAAUCCAAGUCCUCCAAAGCUGAGGAGCAGUAUGGGAACAUGCCCUCCAUCCUGGGAGUCAUGGGGAACUGGGCUGAAGAUGACCUGUCCAGGAUGAGGUUCAAGUGCCCAUUCUGCAGCCACGUGGUGAAGAGAAAAGCUGACCUGAAGCGUCACCUUCGGUGCCACACGGGAGAGCGGCCGUACCCCUGCGAGGCGUGUGGCAAGAGAUUCAGCAGGCUGGAUCACCUCAGCAGCCAUUUUCGAACUAUCCACCAGGCGUGCAAGCCCAUCUGCAGGAAAUGCAAGCGCCACGUCACCGAGCUGACGGGACAGGUGGUGCAGGAGGGGACCCGGCGCUACAGACUCUGCAAUGAGUGCCUGGCUGAGGCUGGAAUCGACAGCAUCCGCAUUGACUUGGAGGCUGAGGCUCCUCUGGAGUUCCCACAGGAUGGGGACAAAGAUUCCAGGUGGCAUUAUGGGGAGGACAACAGGUCUGAUGUGGAAAUCGUGGAGGACGGCUCGACCGACUUGGUUAUCCAGCAAGUGGAUGACAGCGAGGAUGAAGCAGAGGAGAAGGAUGUGAAACCAAAUAUUAGGUAGUUGGAAAUCAAGGAUUGGGAAUUCUGUGGAAGAGGGAGAAUGUACUGUGAGCAAAUUGCCCUCUGCCAGCUGGUGGUGAUCCUGCAGAGACAAGUGGUUGCAUGAAUUUAUGGACACGUCAUUGAGGCCGUGCUGGUUUGUUAGCAGAAACCCCCACCAUGUGUUGUUUUGGUUUAAAAAAAAUCCAUCCUGAAGUUCUGGAUGAACAAGGAAACUGCAAUAUUAGGUGGAUAAUUUUUAUAGCAGGCAAUGGGGAAUGUCUCAAAGCCUCUUGCAAAGGAAAUUAGGUUGAAAUACUUUUAAAAAGUCACAGAUUAUUGUAAAUUGCCCAUUUUUUACACUUGCAGAGAGGUGGGGUUUAUAUCAUUUGGCAAUAAGGACCCCCCACACCAGACAACCUCUCUUGAGUGCUUAGAAGUGAAGAGAAUCUUCCAUGAAAUUUCAUGAAAUCUUCAUGUUAUGAUAAGGAAAAAGGCAGCUAAUUAAGAAAGAGCAUUUAAAAUGUUUUGGCACUUUUGUCUGGAAAAGGACUUCUGUAAAAUGUAUUAGGAUGAGGUGAAUCUUUAGUAAAUCCUAUGUUCAAGACUUAUUUCUUUAAAAGAAAAUAAGCACAUAAAUGCUUAACACAUUAAAAUUAAAAAUUUGGAUCAUUAAUUGAUGCCAGUAGCUGUUUUAGUCUCAAAAUCAGAAUCUCAGACUGGGCUGUUUUAAUAAGCACUAUAAAAAUACUCUUUUUUUUUUUUUUUUUUUUUAAUAUUUUGAAACCUCUCAAAAGUGCCCAGACAUGGUGGGAUUGUUGGGGUGCAGGGCCAGGUGUUGGACUUGGAUGAUCCUUGUGGGUCCCCUCCAGCUCAUAUUGAUAUUGAAUAUUGAUAUGGAUGGAUAUUGAAUUCUGUGCAGCUUCUCCAGUCUGUACCAGUGAGACCAAGAUGUACUGGAAGUUCUAGACACCAUAUUUGUGUCAUUUCACCCAGAGAUGAGUAAUGAUGAUGAAAUUUUAUUUCUACUUGGUUUUGUUGCUUAGUGAGUUUCUCUUACCCAGCACUGUCAACAGCAGAGGAGCAGGAGAUGCUCCUGGGCUCCUGCUGCUCUGCAUUCCUUGGACAGAUCUGAGUUAUUCCAAUUCUUGGGAUCAUGGGACUCAAUGGCUGUAGACUUAGAAAAUUAUAUUUUUUUUUCUUUUUUUACAGCUUUGUAAGCAUGUUUGGCUGAACCCCAGAGUUUCUUACACAACAAUCCCAUAUAUGUAUAUAUAUAUAUCUAUACUAUAUAAUCUUUCCCAGGGACAGUUAAAAAGUCACUAUUUUAUUUUUAGUUGUGUAAAAACUGUAUAACUUUCUUGUAUCAUCAUGACCACAGAGUGCAGCAUUUUCAUUCCAGGCUGCAGGUGACCAACAAAUGCCAACUUGAGAACUUCAUGCAAAAUUCAGUGUAAGCAUUAAGCACCCUCCUCUCCAUGGGAAGCAUCCCAAGGACACAAGAAAUGGUGUUUUAUUGUUCCUACAAAAAUUAUAAUUUAUUGGUUUAGGUUUGGGGAGGGGGUGACUUAAAAAUCUUUGUGAUAUUAUGGGACACUUGAUCAGCAGCCCCAAAAAUGGAUUUGAUGUGGAAAUAGACAUUUAAUCUCUUGGAGCUUUUAAACUCCUAAAAUGCCUGUUAUGAAGUGGCUAAGAAAUAUUCCUGAGCAACCUGGAUUAAAUCAAAUACACAGAACAAGAAAUAUUUAUAUGAAUAUGGAGUAACUUUGCUCAAAUUUCAUAGAUGUUUCCCUUUCCCUUUCCAUUAAAGAGUUUGACAACAAAUCCCAGGUAUCAGUGCCUGCUGUCCCAGGAUAAAAAGUGACUGGAAUUGGUUUGUGUGUGUUUGGGGAUGCAUGAAGGGGAGGGGAAAAAUAAAUUGUUCUCUCCAGGUCUGAAAUCUUAACUGCCAGCUGCAAAGGUCAGACUAUUAAGUGUUUCUUAAUAGUGGGGGUGUUUUUAGAAGCAAAGGGAUUUUUGGAUCAAUACUCAAUUUAAUUAGAGAUCAUCAAUCUAACAGUACUGAGGACCAGAUGCUUCUGAAGUGGCUCCAAAUGGGCAAAUGGAACAAUCUAUCCAUAGGAAGAUUUUACUUUUUAAACACAGGCAGAUUAAUUGUUGAUUUGCUGGGCAAAUAAGGGCUUUUUUUUUUUUUUCUGGAUUUAUAUGUUGUUAUUCUCAGUAGUAUAACUAGAUAUCUGUAAUUUUUAAAGUAUCUUUUUAAGCUUGGAGGUUUAGUCAAGGCUGCAGUUCCCACAGGUCAAUGAUGUUUUUCUGUUUUUCAAAAGUUGCCAUUUUUACAUUUGUUACCUUAAUUUUGGUCGUUGUUUCCUUAUUUUUGUAUUGCAAGACAAGAUAAAUGUUAAGUGCCUUCUGUUUUCAACAUCCUUCAUUUUACACUCAUGUAUUUUGCUUUUUUUUUUUUUUUUUUUUCUCUAAAUGAAAGUAUUUGUUUUCUUUUUGUCUC